CAUGAAACCGCCAACGAGAAAGGCCGGUUUUGCAACUGGCCGGCGCGGUGCAUGAGCCCGCAUGCUGGUGCAGCCCAAGCCGUUGGUUGCGCGUGGCGCAGCGCCAGCAGCCGUAGCCCGGCCAAAGAAGGCGCGGUCAAGCCUCCCAAGGCUCCCGUCGCACAAACCAGCAAAUCGCAAGAAGAAGUCGACCACGGCACGAUCACCGCCUGCGCCAUUGCCCGAAACGGUGCGCGAGAUGGCGACGCGGCUGCUCGCUGCGCCAGCCCAAGGCGACGACAGCUGCGGCAGCGCCAAGGUGCGCUUCAACCACUACAACAAGCCAUUUCCGAUCCACAACGGCGUGCUGCAGUGGAAGGACAUCGACGACGAGUACUGCUUCUCGUUCGUGUACCGCGGCGCCUACACACGCGACGUGCACACGCUCUUCACCAAGGUUGCCAUGCACCGCGAUGCAGCCGGCGACGUCUUUGUCGGGCUUGUCUGCACCGAGCAGUACGAAGUCGUCGUCGAGGAAGACCCUAUCGCCGGCGUCGGCGCCCCCGGACUUCGCAUCAGUGCCACGCCGUUCAUGGCGCCGUCGCACGAACCGCCAGUCCGCAGUGGCAACCGCGCGACCAAGCUGCUUACGGACGAGCUGCGCCACAUGGCGCCAUCCGAGCUCGGCUCGGAGAAGGCGCGGGAUCUCCUGCAGCGGCGGGACCUGGAAGACGUCCUGUAUACCUGAGCCAUCGCGUCGUAGGUUUAGCCACCAACAAAUACGAGCUAGUGUUCGCGUACUCGUA
This is a messenger RNA of Saprolegnia diclina VS20, 785 nucleotides long. RefSeq lists its product as hypothetical. The transcript has a single exon. The coding region runs from base 62 to 727 and encodes 221 amino acids. The record is from RefSeq and is a predicted model, not a curated record. Lineage: Eukaryota; Oomycota; Saprolegniomycetes; Saprolegniales; Saprolegniaceae.